This is a messenger RNA of Trametes versicolor FP-101664 SS1, 1191 nucleotides long. RefSeq lists its product as uncharacterized. NCBI's taxonomy places the organism in Eukaryota, Fungi, Basidiomycota, Agaricomycetes, Polyporales, Polyporaceae. The record is from RefSeq and is a predicted model, not a curated record. The transcript has 4 exons. The coding region runs from base 1 to 1191 and encodes 396 amino acids.
AUGUGCCCGCUGCAGACGGGGUCAAAGUCGCCAACCGCUGUGAUAGCACACCAGCCCCAGGGGAGAUUUUGGAUAUUGGCGUGGACGUACGAGACAGUGCGUGGGCCCAGAUUGAAUGUCGUGUUGGCGAAUACGUUAUUGUUGAAGUUGCGACUCACUUUCUCCCUCAUCGACCACUACCACUACCAAAGUCUUCAGGGCAAGAUAUCCAUGUAUGACUACUACACGUCUCUCGAGCGGAUGAUGGACAACACUGGGACACAGAAGAUUCGCGAUCGCUAUAAGGUGUUUAUGCGCGUUGUGGCCCAAUGGCGACAUUUGAAAAUGCUGCAACGAGCUGGACGCGGACACCAUCCAGACGGAGCGUGCGGGACAAAGCCUGGUGAGCUUGUGGUACGCUGUCCUGCCUGCCCGCAUCCCGAUAUCAACCUGCCGCCUGAUUGGGAUCAGGUGUCCGACGAACUCAAGUAUAUGUACAUGUUGACUGUUGCAAUCGACGUUUGCUUUCGUCUCAAACGACGUGCGGUGUCCUCGGAAGAGAAGGAUCCCAUCCUCGGAAGCGGCUGGGCGUAUUUUGUAGAGGAUACCGGGUACAGGGAGAUAUCAUCCUGUACCGGGUUUGCCGCGCUCGACCACGCUAACACAAAGUUCUCGCGUGGUUACACCGCAAUUGGUGUGGGUGCGGUCGUCUGUGCUCGUCAUGAGUUUUGGCUAGCCCUCGGCAUUGGCGAUCUGCAAAAGGGCGAGAGAUACAUCAACAUGGACUACAAUUUUGUGUGCGCUAUGAAGGAGUAUCUCAUCGUCAACAAACUCAUCAGCUACGACAUAGCCUGCCAAUGGUCGAAGUUGCUGCUCAAACACAUUGCCAAGUUCCCCGACCACAUUCAAAUCAAUGUCCCCGAGUGUUCCCUCUCGUACGCCAUCCCGAAGCUCCAUAUACAGAGUCACAUCCGAGAGGGACACUUGCCAUAUUCCCUCAACUACAGGAAGGGCAUAGGGCGAACCGACGGCGAGGGUCCCGAGCGGCACUGGUGGGACAUACAGCCCGCUGCUGCCAGCACGAAGGUCAUGGGACCUGGGCAGCGUCAAGGUGUCCUCGAGGAUUAUUGGGGCUAUGCAAACUGGCGGAAGAAGGUGGAAUUACGUGAGUUUAUUUAUCCUUUCUACUCUAACGCGGCAACAGUGCACUGA